Messenger RNA from Dracunculus medinensis (Guinea worm), 4833 nucleotides. Lineage: Eukaryota; Metazoa; Nematoda; Chromadorea; Rhabditida; Dracunculidae. The record is from the annotation of a GenBank genome assembly.
AUGAUGGAAGAUUAUCGUGAUGGAUGUCGUAAGGCUGAAGAUAUUUUGCAUGUUUUGCGCGAUCGUGUCGCGCAAUUGCCGGGCACAAGAGAUAGAAAAGGAAGGCCGGUUAUUGUGUUUCCAGCUCGCGAAAGUUCGUCAUCGAUGAAUCCUGAUCAUAUUCGAAAUAUUUUGCUAUAUCUGCAUGCUGUUACUGCAGACGAUUUCAAAGGAAAUGGAUUUGUUAUUAUCAUUGAUAUGCGAAAAGGCACAACAUGGAGUAACGUGAAACCGAUUCUUAAAGCGAUUCAGGAACAUUUUCCGGCUAUUGUUCACAUUUCCUUAAUUAUAAAGCCGGAUAAUUUUUGGGAGAAGCAUAAAACAUCGGUUUCAACUGGCAAGUAUAAAUUCGAAGUACAGAUGAUUUCCGUCGAAGGUCUUACUCGUUUUAUUGAACCUGCUCAACUAACCAGAGAUUUAGGUGGAACAUUGUACUAUGAUCAUGACGAAUGGCUGGAAAUCAGAUUGGAACUGGAAAAAUUAAUCUGGCAGAUAAUUGAUGUCAUGCGUAAUUUCGAAGUUUUUCGUAAUGAAAUGAAAAAUGGUGAAUUACCGGUCGAUGUAAUAACAGCGGAACGAGCGACUGCAGCUCACGCCAAUUUAAAGAAAAAAAUUUUAAGUGCUCCAAUCGAUUAUCUUCAAGAUGAAGCUCAUCGGAUUCGCCAGCGGAUAUGUGGAUCUGGUGGAAAUUCUAAUGAUGAUGGAUAUAGUUCCUAUAGUAAUGUGCCUUCAGCUAAUCCUGACCUCGCAGCUGCGCUUCCUCAUCUUUCUUCUCUCGUUGAGUCUUUAAGGAGUUCCAAAGACGAUUUGUUUUUGCAAUGGGAAUUGCAUAGGCAGAAGCUUGAUCACUGUUAUCAACUUAAGCUGUUCGAACAAGAUGCAGAAAAAAUGUUUGAUUGGAUACGCAGUCAUUAUACUUUGGCCACCCAAAGGCUUUUUGAGAUUGGCGAUUCUGAGCAGUCGGUUGCAGUUAUGAUCGCUGAACAACUCGAAUUCGCAAAAGCUGCAAAUAAUACCGAAGUUAAUGUGUCUCAUGUAAUGACUGUGGCAAAGCGAUUGCGUGAUAUCGGUAAUUAUGGUAAAGUACAAAUUGAAAAUGUCGCUAUGAGAUUGGACGAUGAAUGGCAUCGCUUCAAACAAACAGUUGAUCAGAGAACUCAACUACUUGAUCUUUCAUUGUCUUUUCAUCGGAAAAGCCACUUUUAUCUUUCAAAUUUGCCCUCUUGGCUACGCAAGAAUAGCAUGGAAUCGGGCAAUCGAUUAUCAAAUCGUAUGGGCGAAGAAUUGGAAGCUGCGAUUGCCGAGCACGAACGUUUUGGCGAAAUGUUUUUGCAGGCUUAUGCCGAAGCGAUUGGUGACGGUCGUGCUUUAACUCAAAUGUUAAAAGCACUUGGUGGCGAUACAAUUGGUCAAAAUAAUUCUUACAAAUAUGUGGUGGAUUUAAUCCAGCAAAUCACUAGAUCACACAAAGAACUAAAUGCGCAGUGGCAAUCAGCAAAGCUGCGACUACAUUCUCGACUAGCUCUUAUUGCAUUUGAAACUGAUACUCACCGAGUUUUGCAAUGGCUUGAGCAACAUGGCGAUGCAUAUUUAAAUAAAAAUACAGCCAUUGGGACGAAUCUUUCACAGGCCAAGUUGCUUCAAAGAAAUCAUAGUCAUUUUCGAUCUGUUGCUUCAAAUACAUAUACCAAUGCAGAAAAACUUUUCACUGCGUCGAAUACCAUUAUUGAAUCAGGUGAAUGCGAUGUCAAACAAAUGACAAGUGUGGUUGAGGAAUUACGAAGGCGUAUAGAAUUAUUUUCUUCAAAGGUUGAAGCUCGUCGUGAUUUGCUUAAUAAAUCUGUUUUAUUCCAUACGCAUUAUACUGAAAUCAUGGAUUGGUACGGACGUAUGGAAAUGAAAGGUUCUCAAUAUGAACGAGUAUCAAUGAGCAUACCAGAGGGUGAACGUCGCAAAGAGGAGUGGAUGAUUGAAAGCGAUGCAACUGCACAAGCAUAUGGAACGACAAUGAGUGAAGGUCGUCAGCUCGUUAAAGCAUUGGAACAACAGGCCCAACUGAUGAAAAUCGACAACCGUGAAGCAGUUCUAUUUAUUGAGAGAUUAAUUGGUGACAUUGAACAACGACAUGCAAAAUUGGCUGAAAAAUGGCCUCGUCAACGAAACGCUCUUCAACUAGGCGUUCGUCUUGCCAUUUUCAUCCGAGAAUGCAAACAAAUUAGCCAACAGUUGAAAAACUGGCAAGAAGAUAUGUUUGCUUUGGUUCAGUCAGAAAAUUUUGUGGAACGUGCGGAGCAUAUUUUGCCAUAUCAAGAGGAUAACACAGCCCAAGUAAAGAAUGCUGUGCUUGAAAUAAUGAAUGGAGCUGCUGAGCUUAUUCAGGCAUUGGAAGCUAGUGAUUUGGCAUUGGUAAAUAGCGAUGGGAUUCCAUUAAAGGAUUUAAUUAUUGCUAGUGUUUCACAACUUUCCAGUUGUCAAAGAGAAGUCAUGCAGGUUGCUCAAGAAACGCGACAUCGGAUUGAACAAUGUAUGCAGCUUAAUCGAGCCAAUGUAAUGGCAUUACGCACUAUACAAAAUAUGCAAAAUGAAGAGCAAAAUUUAUUACGGAAUAGUAUGAUUCCAUCGAAUUUGGAUGAAGCUCUCGCAGCACAAGUUUCCCAUCGACAUUUUCAGCAUGCAAUUGAAAAUGUUAACCAUGUUGCCGCUGGUUUUAUUCAAAAGACUGAAUUGCUCAUUAAUAGCGGUAACGUUGAUGCUCGUGCUUUAAAUGAACUGAAUGAGCAAGUAAUGAGUAAAUGGCGACGUUUAGUGGGUCUUGCUGAAGAAAGAAACAAAUUGAUAAAAGCUGCUAUUGGAUGCUACAAAACUCUUCAUCAAGGAGUUAUGCCCAUUCUGGAUCAGUUGGAAAAAGAAUAUAGCGCAGAACCUGUAAAAGAUUGGUGUGCACUGAAAAGUGAAGAAUGUGCUGCCGAUCGUGCUCAUUAUAUAGCCGAGUUACUUUCAAAGCACAUGGAAUAUAAAGAGCGUUUCCUUAAGGGUUGUUCUUACGCUCAGAAGACUUCGGAACUGUUUUUGAAGUAUAUAAGACGUUGUGAAGCUAGCGCGGAUCAUAUUAAGAUGCAUGAAACUCGUUUGUUGAAUCUGAAAGCCGACCUUCGUGAACGGCAGACAAAAAUUUUAGAUUUAUGGAUGCAAAAGAAGCAACAGUUAGAUCGCUGUCAGCAAUCCGUUCUUCUUGAAGCGACUGUUAAACAGAUUCAAAAAGCUAUUUCUCAGAAUAUGGACUGGAUAAACCAGAAAGGAGAUGCUAUGUUAAAACGAUUUUUCGAAAAAGAUUUAACAAAAACUCGUCGAGAUCAACUGGAAGCUUACAUCGAUGAAUAUAUAACAUUUAAAAUAGAAGCUAAGCAAAGGCGAGUAGAUGUAAGCACAAUGCUAAAGCUAGCAGAAUCGUUUUGUUCAAAUGGGGUUCGAGAUCAACACGCUAUUGAUGUUGAUCAUUGGAUGAUGACUGUGCGCUCAAGAUUUGAACAAUUUUCUUUACGUUUAGCCGAAUAUGAAAGUCUUCUUUUCACUGCCACCGGUAGAAAAUCUGAUGUUAAUCGAGCGAAAGAGGAAUUAUCGUUGGACAGACAAAGUGAUUCGAGUUUGGAAUCCAAAGUUAAUUCUGAUCGAUUAGCAUCGGAAGUAAAUCGAAAAAUGAGAGAGCCAAUGAUGGAACUGAUAAAGUCCGAAAAAGAUUAUAUUGAUGAUCUGAAUAGGUGUAUUUGCUAUUAUUUAGCUGCUUAUCGAAAAGCCUCUAAUACAGUGCCUUUAUCUCUUCGUAAUAAAGAAAAAGAAAUUUUCGGAAACAUUGAACAACUUUAUCGAUUCCAUAGCGAAACAUUUUUACCUCAACUUGUCAAGUAUGAAAACGAACCCGAAGACGUUGGUUAUUGUUUUAUUUUUUCCGUGGAAAUGCUCAAUUCUCUCUACACAGAAUACUGCGUUAAUAAGGAACAAAAUAAUUAUCUCAUCGCUCUACCUGAAACCGUUCAAUUUUUCUCGGAGAUUCGUGAAAAGAAUAAUUUGGAACAUAGUCACGAUCUUCAAUCUCUGGUUAUUAAACCGGUACAAAGGAUAACACGAUAUCGCCUCAUGCUUGAGCAAUUGUUAAAAAAUUGCAAAAAUAAUGUUGAUGAAAUAAAGGAAGCAUAUGAUGUUGUCGUUAGUGUUCCACGACGUGCAAAUGAUUUGAUGCAUUUAGAAAAUUUCGAAGGAUAUAAGGAGCUUGGUGUGCUUGGUGAUUUUGUGAUGCAAGAAUCAUUUAUCGUUUGGGAUUCAAAAGCUUAUUUUAAAAAAGGUCGUGAACGCCAGGUUUUUCUUUUCGAAUUAUGCGUUGUUUUCGCGAAAAAAAUUGAACUGUCGAGUCGUGCAAUGAAAUAUGUGUACAAAAAUCGCCUUAUGCUUUCGGAAGUUAACGUAUGUGAGCAUGUGGAGGGUGACUCAAGUAGAUUUGCGCUAAGGCAAGGCACGAUUCCGAAUAAUGAGUUACGAAUAGAUUUGAAGGCUUCCAGUGAACAUUGUAAGAUUCACUGGGUGAAGAAGAUACGUGAAUUGAUGCAAGGCCUUAUGACCGCAAAUCUUGAUAUGCGUCAAGUGAGUGCAGGAAGAGUUCCACGACCCACAACAUUAGGUUCGGAUCGAAGUUCAAAGGAUAGUGAUGGUAUACCGGUGAAUGGUGACGAUAGAAAUUCUCUUCGUAGUUGUACGUCAUCAAAUAGCAAUCUUGAGACUUAUUUAAUGCGCCAAAAGUAA